GGGGACCGCGUCGUGGAGGUGAACGGGCUCAACGUGGAGCAGGAGACGCACCACCAGGUUGUGCAGCGCAUCAAAGCCGUGGAGACGGAGACCCGCUUGCUCGUGGUAGACAAGGAGACGGACGAGUACCUGUGCAGCCUGCGCCUGACGUGCACGGAGGAGAUGGCGCACAGCGCCAGCGUUUCACCCACCAAGUCAAUGGGCAGUGACAACGGGGAGGUCUGGAAGCCACAGCUGGAUCUGAGCGGGGACAGCCUCCAGCGGCACUCACACAGCUUCUCCUCGCACGGCAGCAGGAAGGAUUUAAACGGACAGAAGGAGCUGUGCCCGCGUCUGUGCCACCUGAAGAAAGGCCCCAAUGGCUACGGCUUCAACUUGCACAGUGAGAAGUCCCGACCAGGGCAGUUCAUCCGCUCGGUCGAUCCCGACUCACCGGCCUCCAGAGCGGGGCUGCGGCCCCAGGACCGGCUGGUGGAGGUGAACGGCAUAAAUGUGGAAGGCCUGCGGCACUCAGAGGUGGUUUCCCACAUUAAGUCCAGAGAGAACGAAGCCAGGCUCCUGGUGGUGGACCCCGAAACAGAUGAUUACUUCAAGAAGCUGGGGGUGACCCCCACAGAGGAACACACCAAAGGAGUGGUACCUCAGCCCAUGACAAAUGGAUCCGCACAGACUCAGCUGAAUGGAGGAUCCACAUCUUCAUCUCACAGUGACCUUCAAAGUCCUGGAAAGGAAUCAGAGGAUGGAGACGCGGAGAAGAAAGACCCGUUUGAGGAGAGCGGGCUGACCCUGAGCCCAACAGCUGCUGAGGCCAAGGAGAAGGUGAGGGCCAAGCGGGUGAAGAAGAGAGCUCCGCAGAUGGACUGGAACAAGAAGCGAGAGAUUUUCAGCAAUUUCUGA
This is a messenger RNA of Charadrius vociferus (killdeer), 897 nucleotides long. It is a transcript of the gene NHERF2, whose product is annotated as solute carrier family 9, subfamily A (NHE3, cation proton antiporter 3), member 3 regulator 2. Gene Ontology annotation, cellular component: apical plasma membrane. The record is from RefSeq and is a predicted model, not a curated record. The annotation marks the transcript as partial. Gene Ontology annotation, biological process: protein localization to plasma membrane. The transcript is spliced from 7 exons. Gene Ontology annotation, molecular function: protein-membrane adaptor activity; signaling receptor binding. NCBI's taxonomy places the organism in Eukaryota, Metazoa, Chordata, Aves, Charadriiformes, Charadriidae.